Miscanthus lutarioriparius is the source of this 2655-nucleotide messenger RNA. The record is from the annotation of a GenBank genome assembly. Lineage: Eukaryota; Viridiplantae; Streptophyta; Magnoliopsida; Poales; Poaceae.
AUGACGGGGUCAUCAAGGCAAGCGGCCGAGAAGGUGGAGAAGUGGAUGGCGUUCCCGUCUGGCUCCGACGACGCCGGCAGCGGCUUCACGUUCCCGCAGCCACGGUCAGUGUCGGGCGGGGGCAAGGAGAUCGUGGAGGAGGCGUCGUCCUCCACGGUCAGUGCCGGCAACAGGCAGGCCUCGUUCCAGCGCGGCCGCGACAGCGGCGUGGGCAGCGCCAAGUCGUCGCGUGGGUCGGGGGACUCGCUGCCGCGGGUGUCGCAGGAGCUCAAGGACGCCCUGUCCAGCCUGCAGCAGACGUUCGUGGUCUCCGACGCCACCCGCCCGGACUGCCCCAUCAUCUACGCCAGCGCCGGCUUCUACACCAUGACCGGCUACGCCCCCAAGGACGUCGUCGGCCGCAACUGCCGCUUCCUGCAGGGCCCCGACACGGACAUGGACGAGGUCGCCAAGAUCCGGGACGCCGUCAAGACCGGCCGCAGCUUCUGCGGCCGCUUGCUCAACUACCGCAAGGACGGCACGCCCUUCUGGAACAUGCUCACCGUCACCCCCAUCCGCGACGACCACGGCAAGGUCAUCAAGUUCAUCGGGAUGCAAGUCGAGGUGAGCAAGUACACGGAGGGGCUCAGCGAAAAGCGCAUGCGGCCAAACGAGAUGCCAGUCUCCCUCAUCCACUACGACGACCGGCAGAAGGAGACGGCCAUGUCAUCGAUCACGGAGGUGGUGCAGACGGUGAAGCACCCGCGCGCUCGCUCCGAGGGCGAACAGGAGCCCGUGGAGCCUGCACCGCUCGUCACAGCGCCGCCGUUGGUGGUCCCUGGCACGCCGCUCUGGGACGUGAAGAAGGAGGACUCGCGGCUGAGCCGGAAGUUGAGCCGCCGCCGCUCCUCCCUCAUGGGGUUCAAGAUGGGGAAGAGGAGCUCGGUAGGAAGCAAGGAGGCCCUUCCAGCGGAGGUGGAGGCUAUGGCGCCGGCGCCGGCGACACCGGAGUCAACGACGGAGAAGGAGCGCAAGAACAGCUGGGAGCAAGAGGGAAGGGAGAGGGACAUCAGGCAGGGGAUCGAUCUAGCCACCACGCUAGAGCGCAUCGAGAAGAACUUCGUCAUCACGGAUCCCAGGCUCCCCGACAACCCCAUUAUCUUCGCGUCGGAUAGCUUCUUGGAGCUGACGGAGUACACGCGGGAAGAGAUCCUCGGGAGGAAUUGCAGAUUUCUUCAAGGGCCAGAGACCGACAUGUCCACGGUCGAUAAGAUCCGGGAGGCUAUCCGGGAACAGACCGAAAUCACUGUCCAGCUAAUCAACUACACCAAGAGUGGGAAGAAGUUCUGGAACUUGUUCCACCUGCAGCCAAUGCGAGACCAGAAGGGAGAGCUUCAGUACUUCAUUGGUGUUCAAUUGGAUGGAAGCGACCAUGUUGAACCCCUUAGGAAUCGUCUCUCUGAGAACGCUGAACUACAAAGUGCUAAAUUGGUCAAAGCUACGGCAGAGAAUGUGGAUGAAGCAGUCAGAGAGCUUCCUGAUCCCAACCUGAGACCAGAGGACCUAUGGGACAUUUACUCAAAAUAUGUUUCCCCAAAGCCUCAUAAACGUUACAACUCUUCUUGGAUUGCGAUAGAAAAGAUUACAAAAUCUGGGGAGAAGAUUGGCUUGAAGCACUUCAAGCCUAUAAAACCUUUGGGUUGUGGUGACACUGGCAGUGUACAUUUGGUGGAGUUGCAAGGCAGUGGUGAAUUAUUUGCAAUGAAGGCAAUGGACAAAUCAGUGAUGUUGAACCGCAACAAGGUUCACCGAGUUUGUAUCGAAAGAGAAAUAUACUCACUAUUGGAUCAUCCUUUUCUCCCAACAUUAUAUACUUCAUUCCAGACACCAACACAUGUUUGUCUCAUAACAGACUUUUGUCCUGGAGGUGAAUUAUUUGCACUACUCAAUAUGCAACCCAUGAAACUUUUUAGAGAAGAAUCUGCAAGGUUUUAUGCUGCGGAGGUUGUGAUUGGUCUUGAGUAUCUCCAUUUCCUUGGAAUAAUAUACCGUGACCUAAAACCAGAAAAUAUUUUGCUCCAAGAGGAUGGCCACAUAGUUCUGACUGAUUUUGACCUCUCGUUUUUGACUUCUUCAAAACCUCAUGUGAUAAAGCAUUCUACAUCAAGACCAAGAAGAUCUAAGGAGUAUCUGCCCCCAAGUUUUGUUUCAGAUCCUGCCACUCCAUCAAAUUCUUUUGUUGGAACUGAAGAGUACAUAGCUCCAGAGGUCCUCACAGGUGCACCACAUACAAGUGCCAUUGAUUGGUGGGCUCUUGGAAUUCUCUUGUAUGAAAUGUUGUAUGGACGUACACCUUUUCGAGGAAAGAACAGGAAAAGGACAUUUCAUAAUAUCCUGCACAAAGAUCUUACAUUUCCAAGUAGCAUUCCGGUUAGUCUUGCGGCUAAGCAAUUAAUCCAUGGAUUGCUUCAGAGAGAUCCCGCUUCUCGACUUAGUUCAAGUGCCGGUGCAAACGAUAUCAAGCAACAUCCUUUUUUUAAAGAUAUAUACUGGCCACUCAUCCGUUGCAUGGAGCCCCCAGAGCUUGAUGUUCCACUGAAACUAACUCGGAAGGAACCUGAAUUAACAGUGAAGCCUGAGGAGGAUACUCAUGCUCAGAUUGUUGACACAUUUUAA